Messenger RNA from Aspergillus wentii DTO 134E9, 1341 nucleotides. RefSeq names its product epoxide hydrolase family protein. Gene Ontology annotation, biological process: epoxide metabolic process. The record is from RefSeq and is a predicted model, not a curated record. The coding region runs from base 1 to 1161 and encodes 386 amino acids. The transcript has 4 exons. Gene Ontology annotation, molecular function: epoxide hydrolase activity. NCBI's taxonomy places the organism in Eukaryota, Fungi, Ascomycota, Eurotiomycetes, Eurotiales, Aspergillaceae.
AUGGCUGACUCUGCUAUCCGUCCAUUCAGAGUUGAUAUCCCAGUCGAGGAAGUCGAACGGUUGCAGCGAAAGUUGAAAGAUACCCGUUUACCAGGACGGAGUAUAGUUCCUGAUGCUGGGACCAGCUAUGGCCCGACCUACAAAUGGGCAGAGGACCUAUACAAUGCCUGGAUCAAUGACUUCGACUGGUUCGCUGUCCAGAAAGAAAUCAAUGAGUUCCCUCAUUACAUAACCUCAAUCGAGGAUAUCAACAUCCAUUUCCUACAUGCUCGUGCGGAAAAAACAGAUAGCAUACCUCUACUUCUGAUCCACGGCUGGCCAGGUUCAUUCUGGGAAUUCAGCCAAACAUGGGGUCCUCUAUCUCACCCUGCUAAUAAGGACGACAUAUCAUUCCACGUUAUUGUUCCAAGCAUGCCCGGAUUCUGCUGGUCAGACUGGCCACCGCGGUCAGGCUGGAAACUCCAAGAUAAUGCAAGAGUAUUCGACAAGCUAAUGAAGAGACUCGGGUACGAUGAGUACAUGGUCCAGUGUGGCGACUGGGGUCACUUUGUCGGACGUGAGCUUGGGUCGAAGUAUACAGAUUCUUGCAAAUUGCUGCAUUGUAAUUUUGCGCCGAGUCCACUGCCUGAUGGAGUGGAGUAUACAGAGAGGGAGAAAGCAGUUGCCGGUCGGGUUGAUGACUGGUUGGAGAAUCAUAUUGGAUAUGCCGUCUGCAUGCGGACGAGGCCACACACGAUUGGAAUCGCUCUGAAUGACAAUCCAAUGGGCAUCCUAAUGUGGGUUGGAGAAAAGUACAACGAAGCCGCAGAUCCAAAUACCCAAAGGCAGCCAUUCUGGACAAAGGCCAUUCUCACCACAGCUUCGUUAUACUACUUUACAGACUGCAUCAUGCCAUCAAUGUUAUGCUACUACGAGAAUCUAUCACACGACCACUUUGCUGAGUUUGCCAUGAAGCCGGAGAAUCGUAUUCGCAUUCCAUUCGGGUAUACGUCGUUUUUCUGGGAUACAGAGCCUUCGUCUAAGAGGGCGGUUGAGAGGACUGCUAAUUUGGUCUUUUAUAAAGAACGUGAUAAUGGUGGUCAUUUUGCUGCUCUCGAAUGUCCGGAUGGACUAGCACAGGAUAUAAGAGAGCUGGCAGCACAAGAAUGGGGAAAGUGGUAAUUAGUCUAUUAUAUGCAGCGUCGUAUCUGAAACAUAUGCGAAACAUGGCCGAUGACAGCUCCAGUCGUGCUCAAGAUCUUCGGAUGGUGAAAAGCAGACAAUGCCUCAGAAUCCAGUGUCCCAAUAUCAAGCUGUUUUAAUAUCUCCACCACAGCCGAAUAGAGAAUAUCGAUAUUCCCA